This is a messenger RNA of Orcinus orca (killer whale), 2142 nucleotides long. RefSeq names its product X-ray repair cross complementing 1 (gene XRCC1). Gene Ontology annotation, molecular function: damaged DNA binding. The record is from RefSeq and is a predicted model, not a curated record. The transcript has 18 exons. NCBI's taxonomy places the organism in Eukaryota, Metazoa, Chordata, Mammalia, Artiodactyla, Delphinidae. Bases 110 to 1996 code for a protein of 628 amino acids. Gene Ontology annotation, cellular component: nucleus. Gene Ontology annotation, biological process: double-strand break repair via nonhomologous end joining; single strand break repair; base-excision repair.
AGCCUCGUGCGCUUGCGCAGUUAAGCCCGCGCAGGGCGCCCCAGCUGUCUGCACCCUAAACUCAGACCCUCCAGCAUCUUCUUGGUCAGGCGAAGCCCACGACGUUGACAUGCCGGAGAUCCGCCUCCGCUAUGUGGUAUCCUGCAGUAGCCAGGACUCGACCUACUGUGCAGAAAACCUUCUCAAGGCAGACACUUACCGAAAGUGGCGCGCGGCCAAGGCGGGCGAGAAGACCAUCUCUGUGGUGCUCCAGUUAGAGAAGGAAGAGCAGAUACACAGCGUGGACAUCGGGAACGACGGCUCGGCCUUCGUGGAGGUGCUGGUGGGCAGCUCAGCCGGAGGGGCCGGAGAGCAGGACUACGAGGUCCUUCUGGUCACUUCGUCUUUCAUGUCCCCUUCCGAGAGUCGCAGUGGCUCAAAUUCCAACCGCGUUCGCAUCUUUGGGCCCGACAAGUUGGUCCGGGCAGCAGCAGAGAAGCGCUGGGACCGCGUCAAAAUUGUCUGCAGCCAGCCCUACAGCAAGGAUGCCCCCUAUGGCCUGAGUUUUGUAAGGUUUCACAGCCCCCCAGACAAAGAGGAGGCCGAGGCCUCAUCCCAGAAAGUGACCAAGCUCGGCCAGUUCCGCGUGAAAGAGGAGGAUGAGAGCGCCAGCUCCCUGAGACCCGGGGCUCUCUUCUUCAGCCGGAUCAACAAGACCCCGCCAGUCGCAGCCAGUGACCCAGCAGGACCCAGCUAUGCAGCUGCUACGCUGCAGGCCUCCAGUGCCGCCUCCUCUGCCUCUCCGGCCUCCAAGACAGUAGGCAGCACCUCCAAGGAGUCCCCCAGAGGCAAGAGGAAGCUGGAUUUGAGCCACGAAGAAAAGAAAACCCCCAGCAAACCGUCUGCCCAGCCCUCACCACCCGUCCUCAAGAGAACCAAAUUGUCAGCUCCCACCCCUACCCCAGCCACUGCCCCUGUCCCUGCCGCAGCACGGGGGGCGGCGCCAGGGAAACCCCGAGGAGAAGGUGCUGAGCCCAAGGCCCCCCGCGCCGGCCCGCAAGAGCUGGGGAAGAUCCUCCAGGGUGUGGUGGUGGUGCUGAGCGGCUUCCAGAACCCCUUCCGCUCGGAGCUCCGGGACAAGGCCCUGGAGCUGGGGGCCAAGUAUCGGCCAGACUGGACUCCAGACAGCACCCACCUCAUCUGCGCCUUUGCCAACACCCCCAAGUACAGCCAGGUCCUAGGCCUCGGAGGCCGAAUCGUGCAGAAAGAGUGGGUGCUGGACUGUCACCGCAUGCGGCGGCGGCUGCCCUCUCGGAGGUACCUCAUGGCUGGGCCAGACUCGAGCAGCGAAGACGAGGGGGGCUCUCAUGGCGGCAGCAGUGGGGAUGAAGCCCCCAAGCCUCCCCGAAAGCGCCUCCAGACCAAAGCCAAGCCCUCUCAGGCAGCAGGACCUAGCUCACCGCAGAGACCCCCAACCCCAGAAGAGACCAAACCACCCUCACCAGGGCCCCAGGAAGAUACUGACACCAAGGGGGAGCAGUCAGAAGGACAGGACAAUGGGGCAGAAGAUUCUGGGGACACCGAGGAUGAGCUGAGAAGGGUGGCUGAGCAGAAGGAACAAAGGCCGCCCUCUGGCGAGGAGAAUGGCAAGGACCCGUACGCAGGAUCCACGGAUGAGAACACGGACAACGAAGGUCCCCCGGAGUCUCCCAGUCUGCCGAUUCCCGAGCUCCCAGACUUUUUCCAGGGCAAACACUUCUUCCUGUACGGGGAGUUCCCGGGGGAUGAGCGGCGGACGCUCAGCCGUUACGUCACAGCCUUCAACGGGGAGCUUGAGGACUAUAUGAGCGACCGGGUCCAGUUUGUGAUCACGGCACAGGAGUGGGACCCCAGCUUUGAGGAGGCCCUGAUGGACAACCCCUCCCUGGUGUUCGUCCGGCCCCGGUGGAUCUACAGUUGCAACGAGAAGCAGAAGUUGCUUCCCCACCAGCUCUACGGGGUGGUGCCCCAGGCAUGAAAUGUUUGAGCCCAAGAGCUGCACCUACACUUACCUCCUGGGUGACAGAGAGUCCAGAGAGGCCAUUCUGAUCGACCCGGUUCUGGAGACAGCGCAUCGGGAUGCCCAGUUGGUCAAGGAACUGGGGCUACAGCUGCUGUAUGCUG